Mesorhabditis spiculigera is the source of this 1443-nucleotide messenger RNA. Lineage: Eukaryota; Metazoa; Nematoda; Chromadorea; Rhabditida; Rhabditidae. The record is from the annotation of a GenBank genome assembly.
AUGCGAUCGCAAGACCGGAACAUGAGAAAGCCGACGCUGCGCCAUCGGGAGGAUCGCCGGGAGAUUCGACGGGAGGGCCGACGGGAGGAGCAGCAAGAAGGAGAAGAGCCCUCCACCCCGAUGUCGCCCCUCAAUCGUGGGCUCGUCAACCCGUUCCGGUACAAGGACCACGAGCUGCCGGUGAGGAAGCCCGGCCCCACCAACGAUCCGCCUCCUCCCAAGAAGACGACCACCCCGCCGAUCCCGCCAGCCCCUUCCACUCCAGCGCCUCCUGCCGACGACCCGGAACCGCCUCGCCUCCAGAAGUCGGUGGAAGAGACGAUCCGCCUCGACCGAUGGUUCCUCACCCGCUUCUCGAUCGAUAACCCGUAUGAGGGGUUGCAGCAAGAGUUCACCUCCCUCCAACGGGACCCGUGGAUGGAGGACACGGUCGACGACAGCCCCUUCUUGGAGCAACAGAUUGGCGACGAGAACGUCAAGCAGUACAAGUGCUACGGCCAGUACGUCCCGAGCAUCUACCGUACUCCCGGCUUCAUCGCUUGCGAGGGCCCGAACGGGAAGUCCGUGUUCGACUUUUGGAUGCUCAUCUACCGCGAGAAAAUCGAGCGCAUCUUCAGCGUCAACUUCCCGUUCGAAGAGCGGCUUCACCACGACGGUGACCCGGUAGACAAGCCGGUGGUGAAGGAGACGGUGCAGUACUGGCCGAUGGUCCCUGGAGCUGUCUUCUAUUUCAUGCCCUUCAAGAUUACCUGCAUCACCAGCGUCCUCAAGUACGCGCCGAACGUGCUGUCGCACGACAACUCGAACGUCGUCUACCGGGUCUCGCGGCUGAUGGUCGAGAUGGACAACCCGAUGAAGAUGACCACCGAGGGGAUGUCGGAGGAAGAGCCCAAUGACUCCUCUUGGCACGAAGAGCUGGCCCCGCAGAAUAACCCGAACGGUGAAAAACACGAGGUGACCCACGUGUGCUACCUGCGAUGGCCGGACGGACGGGUGCCAAUGCCGUGGCCACAGGGGAGAGAUACGUACAAGGAUGCUGGAUGUCGACUUGUGGAUAUCAUGCUGGAGGAGCUCUCCUCCGAGUCCGAAACCCCGAUCGUCAUCCACUGCCACGCGGGCAUCGGCCGUACCGGGGUGGCCAUUGCCCUUCUCAUGGCCCUCGAGCAGUUCCACGAGACCAAGGGCACCAACAUCAAGGGCCUCGUCACCUAUCUGCGCUGCUACCGCCCGCGUUCCGUGAUGAACCACUGGCAGUACGCGUACAUCAACGUGCUCUUCGCGCAGAAGCUCCUUCGCGCUGGCCACAUCUCGGAGACGAUUGGCGGGCACAAGUCGCAAGAUCUCUUGGACAAGGUCUGGGACCAGAUGGAGGCCAUCAUCGAUCGCGUCAACGCCAAGUACGACAGCUUCCUGACCUACUUCUACGAGAUCGGCGUCAAGGUG